AUGUCUAUCGGAGUCGCGAUCAUCGGCAGCGGCAUAUUUGCGAAGGAGGAACAUCUGCCCGCAGUCCAAGCCUGCGAGCACCUCUCCCUCAAAGCCAUCUACUCCCGAUCCCUCAAAUCCGCGCAAGCGAUAAACUCCUCCGUCGAUCUCUAUUCCGACGAUUCGGGAUCCGGUAAAACAUACUAUGACCUUCUUCUGCGGUCCGACAUCCAAGCCGUUGUCAUUGCGCUCCCAAUCCUAACCCAACCCGAAUAUAUUGAAGCAGCGCUGGCCGCAGGCAAGCAUGUACUCUCCGAGAAGCCAGUCGCGAAGGAUAUCCAGAGCGCAGAGCGUUUGAUACAGUACUAUAAGAGCGAUAAGGUUAAGGGAGGCGCGACAUGGGCUGUUGCGGAGAAUUUUAGAUACUUGGGGAGUUUCCUGUUCGGCGCGCAGGAAGUCAAGAAAUUGGGAAGGGUCUUGGGUUUUAGAAUAAAGAUGUUUGGGAACGUGAAGCCUGGCGGAAAAUACUUUGAAACUGCAUGGAGAAAGAAGCCCGAGUACCAGGGUGGAUUCUUGUUGGAUGGCGGUGUUCAUUUCGUCGCUGGCACACGGUUACUUCUAGGAGAGGAGGCUCGACCUACUUCUUUAACGGCAUAUACGGCACUCCUCCAAGAACAUCUCCCGCCUGUGGAUACAGUUAAUUCUGUCUGGCAAACGAAAUCUGGAGUUUCCGGUACAUUCUCUGUAUCCUUCGGUACCACACUUUCCGGUAGCGAGUAUGUAAUUGCCUGCGAGAAGGGUAGCGUUACUGUUGGUUUCAAGAAGGUUACGGUCCGACAUGGUGAGGAAAAGGAGGAUAAUGCUGUAGUCACGGAAUUCAGUGAUGAGGGGUCUGGUGUCAAGGAAGAAGUCGCAUCAUGGGCUGAAAGUGUUGCCAGUGGCACUCCGAACCCCAAGCAAUCCCCCGAGGAAGCGCUUGCAGACUUGGAAAUUCUUGAAAAGAUGUUGAGAAGUGGUGAGGGUCAGGGGAAACCCGAGGGCCUACAAUAUCAGAUCUAG
This is a messenger RNA of Venustampulla echinocandica, 1038 nucleotides long. RefSeq names its product NAD(P)-binding Rossmann-fold containing protein. The record is from RefSeq and is a predicted model, not a curated record. The transcript is spliced from 3 exons. The coding region runs from base 1 to 1038 and encodes 345 amino acids. Gene Ontology annotation, molecular function: oxidoreductase activity; nucleotide binding. Gene Ontology annotation, biological process: NADPH regeneration. Gene Ontology annotation, cellular component: cytoplasm. Lineage: Eukaryota; Fungi; Ascomycota; Leotiomycetes; Helotiales; Pleuroascaceae.